GGCGGUCCAAUGGGCUUUCUCCUUUACUGACAGCUGGCCAAUCACAGCGUCCGCGUCGGGCUGAAAAUAUUCAACAUGGAGACAACAGUUGAAAAGCUCGAGGCAAUGUUCCUGAAAUCCGAGGCGGACCUGGAAUACAUCGAGAGGCGGCUGAAGCUGGACUUCAUCAAAAGCGCAGCAGAGACGGGAUGUCCCGCCGAGGAGAACCCGGCGGUGAUGCUGGAGAACCUGAGGGCCAUCAAGGCCAAGCACGCGGCGCUGUGCUCACAGGUGAAGGAGAUCGCGGCGGCGCAGAAGGAAUCCAUGGACUCCAUUCGGAACAACCUCGGCGGCGCUAUGGAGCUCGUGCAGCGCUUCCAGCAGAACACUGACGUGGAGGUUCAGCCACUGACGGCGUCAGAGCGGCAGUCAGCAGAGCUCCUGGUUUUAGCUGUCAGUGAGACCACAACAGAGGUUCCUCCUCCUGGAGCAGCUUCAGGACACCAGCAGCCACUGAGCUGCGGGUACGAGGUCAGCGACGCCAUGCUGGAGGCAGUUCCUCUCGGCGUGCGCUCCAGCAUCAAGCUGGCUGACCUCAACGAGCUCUACCAGCAGCUGCAGCAGCACUUUGGCAAAGACGGUGGCUCCCUCAGCGUGCAGAAGAUGAAGCAGUUGAAGAUGAGGGUGAGCGAUGCCAAGCUGAAGGUCCUGCAGCACCUCUCGUUGGUGGAGUUGGACAAGGAGGGCCUCGUUCGUCUCGCCGUGUGACGGGGAAUCCACAAUCAGAGUGACUCCACCGUCCCACCUGGAGUGUGGAGGGGGAGCUCACCAAAAAGGAUUGUUUUAUUGAGUGACGUGGUCUCUCUCUUACAGCUCACACAAAUAACUCUCAAAUCUAAGUCAUAUAAUUUGAGUUGUGAUAAAUGCAUGGACAUCUA
This is a messenger RNA of Cyclopterus lumpus (lumpfish), 917 nucleotides long. RefSeq names its product spindle and kinetochore associated complex subunit 2 (gene ska2). The record is from RefSeq and is a predicted model, not a curated record. Bases 76 to 747 code for a protein of 223 amino acids. Gene Ontology annotation, cellular component: outer kinetochore; spindle microtubule. Gene Ontology annotation, molecular function: microtubule binding. NCBI's taxonomy places the organism in Eukaryota, Metazoa, Chordata, Actinopteri, Perciformes, Cyclopteridae. Gene Ontology annotation, biological process: cell division; mitotic cell cycle; chromosome segregation. The transcript is spliced from 7 exons.